AUGAAUCUGGCGAGUUUCUCCUACUUCUCGUGCAGCAUGUCACCGGCGGAGUCGCAGCCCACGAGCCCGGCGGCGGCGGCAGCUGUGUCUUCUCAGGUGAGUUUGGACUCACCGUCACUGAUCCAUCAUCAUCAUCAUCAUCUUCAUCAUCAUGUUCGUCAGUCUGGAGGUAAGGACGGUGCUCCUGUGAAACCGGAACCGGGAGAAGGCAGCCCUCGGGCGGAGGUGGAGGAAGUGGUUCCGGUGGGUCAGCCGGUCAGCGGCCGGCGGAGGAAAAGGCCCGUGCAGCGCGGGAAACCUCCGUACAGCUACAUCGCGCUCAUCGCCAUGGCCAUCGCCAACUCACCGGAGAGGAAGCUGACGCUGGGCGGCAUUUACCGCUUCAUCACGGAGCGCUUUCCGUUUUACCGCGAGAACUCGCGCAAGUGGCAGAACUCCAUCCGGCACAACCUGACGCUCAACGACUGCUUCGUGAAGAUCCCACGGGAGCCCGGGAGGCCCGGAAAGGGCAACUACUGGACGCUCGACCCCGCCGCUGAGGACAUGUUCGACAACGGCAGCUUCCUGCGCCGGAGGAAACGCUUCAAGCGCUCGGACGUCAGCACGUAUCCAGGGUACGCUCAGAGCGCGGGCGCGUUCACGUUCACCCCGAGUCCCGUGGCGCGCCAGGCGUAUCCCAACACCCUGUACCCGGCCGUGACCUCGGGCUACAGCGGCUCUCCGUUACCCGCCUCUCCUCACGGGUCUGUACUGCACCCCUAUCAGCCGUCAGCGGGGGUCGCUCACGCUCACCUUCAAGGACAAGGCCGGAUGUUCAGCAUCGACAACAUCAUCAGCCAGCAGUCUGUCCCGCCAUGUAGUGGCCCUGGAGCCGAACUUCACAUCGGGCUCGGUUCCGGAGACCUGACCUCGAGCUCGACCUCGAUGAGCGCCGGCUGCUCAGUGUUACCCGCCACUGACCCGACCAGCUUCCAGACUCAGUCUCUGAACCACACGAACCUGCUGAGCAGAAACAGCAGCUCCGCUGCCUCCAUGGCACCCAGUUUCUCAUCCUCAGCCUCUCCUCCGCACCUCACCUCUGCCACGCCGCCCGGUUUCUCUCCCACUGGCUACUGCACCGGAAGCAGGAUGUCACGGCCCGGCUCGUGUGCAGAGCACAACGAACAGCUUCUGGGACUCACAGGAACGAAUUCGAACUCGUACAACAAUUCGUAUACGAGACAAGCUAACUUCACAUCCGGGCUCGAGCGCUACAUGUGA
This is a messenger RNA of Neoarius graeffei (lesser salmon catfish), 1260 nucleotides long. It is a transcript of the gene foxe3, whose product is annotated as forkhead box E3. Gene Ontology annotation, biological process: cell differentiation; anatomical structure morphogenesis; regulation of transcription by RNA polymerase II. Lineage: Eukaryota; Metazoa; Chordata; Actinopteri; Siluriformes; Ariidae. The coding region runs from base 1 to 1260 and encodes 419 amino acids. The transcript has a single exon. Gene Ontology annotation, molecular function: DNA-binding transcription factor activity, RNA polymerase II-specific; RNA polymerase II cis-regulatory region sequence-specific DNA binding. The record is from RefSeq and is a predicted model, not a curated record.